Andrographis paniculata is the source of this 1509-nucleotide messenger RNA. Its product is annotated as protein TAPETUM DETERMINANT 1. Gene Ontology annotation, biological process: cell fate determination. The record is from RefSeq and is a predicted model, not a curated record. Bases 571 to 1101 code for a protein of 176 amino acids. The transcript is spliced from 4 exons. NCBI's taxonomy places the organism in Eukaryota, Viridiplantae, Streptophyta, Magnoliopsida, Lamiales, Acanthaceae.
AAACCUGCAUGAGUAUUUGCAGUUGCAUCAUAUCCGCUUCAAUCUCUCGGAUCAGGCUUGGUUUUUGUUAUUGAAGUUUGUGAUUGUUGUUUUUUAAUAUGUUCUGUUUCUGUGUUUUUGAGAUAUACAGUCCGUGGGUGAAUUUUGGAAUAUUACGAAUCUAAUUAUUAUCAUUCUGAUUUCAAUUUCAAAGCUGCUGCAUUAAAUGGGAAAUAAAUAUGCAUUGAAGAAAAUGGGCGCUAUGUCGGCAACGCGUGGUUGCUCACUUCCAGCUUUAUGCAUAAAUUUACGAAACUAACUGGUGAAUUGUGUUUACUUGAACAUCCACUCUUGUCUCUUGCUUGAUUUUGUAUGCUGAAUUCAAAAGAAUCGGUUAACACUGGUGAAAUUGAAGCUUCCACGUCACUCCGAACGCAUUGUUUGGACUUCUCCUUCUCCACUCUCCAAGUAGAAAAAAAGUAGCUACCGGAAGCAAAAAUCGAUAAGGCUACGUACGUCUCUUCAGUUAGAAGAUUUUCCAAUCGUCCGGAUCCAACGUGAUUCAGUUCGCCUAAAGCUGAUAAUAAGAACAUGUGUUCUGAAUCACCGUCACCAACAAGGAUGCGGCGGAGAAUCGGUUCACUAUCCGUGGUGCUCGCAGUCGCUUUCUCGCUGCUAAUAAUUGGAACCUUUGCAGUUAAAUCUGAUCAGAAGGCAAGCUCCAUGAAUGCCAGGAAGAGUACUACCGCAACUCCCCAUGCUCGCAAGUUGCUGAAUAACCACGGCGCGGUGGUGGUGCCAAGCCGGAUAUGGAGCGAAAAGUGUUCGAAAUCGGACAUAAUGAUAAGCCAGGGGGCGACGCAGCCGCUGCCCAACGGAAUUCCGACGUACACGGUGGAGAUCAUUAACGUCUGCGUCCGUGGCUGCUACAUCUCCGCCAUCCAUCUCAACUGCGGCUGGUUCAGCUCCGCUCGGAUCAUUAACCCCCGAGUCUUCAAGCGCCUUCGAUUUAACGACUGCCUCGUUAACGACGGCAAGCCGCUGGCGUACGGACGCACCUUAACCUUCCAGUACGCCAACACCUUCCGUUAUCCUCUCUCCGUCGCCUCCGUUAAUUGCUGACUCACACUGCUGCUACCACGCGCCGCCGUGCGUGCCCGCUCGAUGAAGAUGAUUCGGUGAACUACAUACAGUUUGUGCAGUACAAUAAGUUAGAAUUUAGACUCAGAGUGAGAGGAAAAGAAGAAGAAGAAGACGUAUACGUUCUUAGGGAAAAUACACGUAUCAAAAUGAAGAUGAAAAAAAAUAAAUAAAUACGUACAGAAAUUUUGGCAUCAUUUAUAUUGGAAUAUUGGAUAUGUGGGGAGUUUUGAGUAGGUGUGUUUAUUCUGACUUGUGGUCCAGUGCUAGCUGUAUUCUUUUUUAAAUAUCUGAAUUGUUGAAUGUGAGUUUUCUUGGGCUUUAAAAUACCCAAUCUACCCGAUUACUGUACCCAUAAUGGGAGGCUCAACCCAAUUCUAAUAUAUUCUG